UUGCCCAAAUGGCACGAGUUGUAUUACAAACGAUCAGAACGAACUCUAUAUUGUUGCGGAAAACCUGACAGAAGUACCUUCAGAUCUACCUCACAAUACCAUAGGGAUAAAUCUUACAAAUGGUGAAAUCAAUGACAUCGAUGAAAAAACCUUUCUUGGUCUUAGAUCUCUCAAGACUUUGGUGCUUAGAGAUAACAAGUUGACAAUUGUGAGGGCGUCCUGGUUUAAAAAUUUAAUGUCACUUGAAAAAUUAGAUCUCUAUAGAAACAAAAUACGCGAAAUAGAGCCUGACUCUUUCAGGAAUUUAGGAGAACUAUAUGAACUCAACAUACAGCGGAACAAGAUUCGAACUCUACCUGAGAAAUUGUUCGACCCGCUUAAUUCACUUCAACUGUUGAAGGUAGACGAUUUUACACACUGUUGUGCAGCGCAAGCAACGAAGGCUGGAGUUGAAUGCGAUAUUCGUCAUGGAGAUGGUUUAUCCGACUGUAACGGGUUGCUGAAGUAUACAGUUCUUAAAUACGCUAUUUGGGUCCUUGGCAUUCUCGCACUUUUUGGAAACUUGGCUGUUAUUUUAUGGAGGGUGUUCACAAAAGAUCUGAACCAAGUGAAUUCAUUCCUUUUGACAAACCUCGCUGUGGCCGAUUUGCUUAUGGGUGUUUACCUGCUAAUAUUAGCCGUAAAAGACACGACCUGGGAGGGAGUUUAUUACAAACACUACUUUCUUUGGCGUGAUAGUGGUCUUUGCAUUGUAGCUGGAGUGAUAGCGACAAUCUCCAACGAGGUCUCAGUUUUUACAUUGCUCGUGACGACCUUCGAUCGACUGAUUUGCAUCGUCUUCCCAUUCCGGUUCCAAAGACUGUCAAUAAAGAAAGUGGCACUUAUCAUGGCGGUCGUUUGGUCGAUCGGUAUCCUCCUUGCCCUCGCACCGUUGUUUGACGACGCCUACUUUUUCGAUGAGGACGGCAAAGUCAACCUCUUCGGCCAAACCUCCGUCUGUUUGCCAUUCAUGCUCUCCAGGGAGAGAUCAGCCGGUUGGGAAUAUUCCGUGUUUGUUUUCGUCGCUCUCAACGGGUUUGCAUUUCUCUGCAUCGCUGUUGCCUACGCCGUGAUCUAUCGUGCAGCGACGAAAGCGGGAAAUACCGUGAGAUCGACGAGAACAAAACAAGAUGCCACGAUUGCCAAGAGAAUGAUGUUUAUCAUAUUGGCCGAUUUCUUCUGCUGGUUUCCAGUGAUCGUGUUAAGUGUCAUGGCGCUUACGGGAAGUCUUUACGACCCAAGACAGGAGGUAUACGCCUGGACGGCCGUGUUUGUUAUGCCAAUCAACAGUUCCGUCAAUCCAUAUAUCUACACGUUUUCUUCGAAAUUUGUACGAGACAAAAUAUUUGGCACGGCGAGUGCUCAAAAUGUGCAUCAGCAACCAAGGGAAAGAAUAAGAAAAUCAGGUCGUGCUGACGGCAAACCAAAAUUUUCUGGCAGUUACAAGACGACCGGAGUUGUCAUGACUUCGACUGCAGGACCUCGUUCUAGCUCAUCAACUGCAGGAGGUGCAUUGGAAACCGUUAACGAAGGGUUUACAUCGGAUAAUAAUAGCUUGUAAACUGAAACAAGCCUGGAGCUAAUACAGCAUACUUAACUGAUUUCAAGUUUAUAAUAAUAAUCAUGCAUGAGUGCACUAGCUAAACUCACAUGUUUUAAAAAAUUUCUGUUUCUAUGGAUGCCAAAAAGUUUGGAAAGGGAAUCUACAAAAUUACGAAGAGACUAAACAAUAGUGAAUAUGUUUUUUAUUUCUCGAUUUUUUCCGCUUAUCACACACAACUAGAGCAUUGCAAUUGGCCUAAUAUAAAAAACAAUUGUAACCGAUACUCAGAAUAACCUUAUAUGUUAGAAUAUAUCAACGUGGCAUCUACUACAACGGUUUCGAAGUAGGAACGACAUAAUUUGAGGGAAUGAUUGCGAAAUAUUGUUCUAUAAUCUAAAUUGAUAAACGGACUGCGACGAAGCAUGUUACGCAUCAACUGUCAGAUAGAUCAGACAGAUAUUAGUGCUGUAAAACAAUAACUGUUAUUCACUUAAAUCCAUAUU
This is a messenger RNA of Dendronephthya gigantea, 2085 nucleotides long. Its product is annotated as G-protein coupled receptor GRL101-like. NCBI's taxonomy places the organism in Eukaryota, Metazoa, Cnidaria, Anthozoa, Malacalcyonacea, Nephtheidae. The transcript has 8 exons. Gene Ontology annotation, molecular function: G protein-coupled receptor activity; protein binding. The record is from RefSeq and is a predicted model, not a curated record. Bases 236 to 1600 code for a protein of 454 amino acids. Gene Ontology annotation, cellular component: membrane. Gene Ontology annotation, biological process: G protein-coupled receptor signaling pathway.